Messenger RNA from Mollisia scopiformis, 1091 nucleotides. RefSeq lists its product as uncharacterized. The coding region runs from base 93 to 1091 and encodes 332 amino acids. Lineage: Eukaryota; Fungi; Ascomycota; Leotiomycetes; Helotiales; Mollisiaceae. The record is from RefSeq and is a predicted model, not a curated record. The transcript has 5 exons.
CCCCGCGCCUCUCUUCUUCGCUUACCUCCAUCUGCAAGACUUCAGCCCCCUAUUGUCAGACCAGAACUGUCAACACAAGGUCCACCUCCAAGAUGAAGUCGCUCACUGCACUCCUCGCGAUUAUCGCGCCUGUGUAUGCUGGACUUCGCUUUCCAUGCUCGGAACUGUCCGUUCAGCGCCUAGACCCCGUUGUCGAGCCAGGAAAGACGCCGUCCUCUCAUCUACACCACAUCGUUGGUGGAAAUGCCUUCAAUGCUACCAUGUUGGGUGAUGUUGGUGCCCGGGCCACUUGCACUACAUGCCAGAUGGCAGAGGAUUUCUCCAACUACUGGACUGCCCACGUCUUCUUCAAGCAUCCCAAUGGCUCGUAUCACCGAGUGCCGAAUCUUCCUGUUUCGCCAUUACUAGGUGGUUCGAAUGGUGCUGUUGGUGGAAUUACUGUUUACUACACCCAGCACGAUUUGUCGACCGAUAACCUCAAACAAAACGCCGUCAAGACUUUCCAACCAGGUUUUCGUAUGACAGUGGGCAACCCAACCAAUACCGGUAAACCACAGGUCGGCCUGCGUUACCAAUGUCUCUCAGCCAGCGGCGGCAGAUCAUUCCCUGAGUUGUCCGACUUUCCUCCUCAGGCUUGCCCAGGCGGUAUCUUCACCACUCACCACUUCCCAGCAUGCUGGGAUGGCAAGAACCUUGACAGCCCCGACCACCAGUCUCACAUGUACAACACCAUCACUUCAGACGGCUUCGUGGCUGCCGGCCCAUGCCCAUCUUCUCAUCCAGUCCGCAUGCCACAAGUGACUUUCGAGACCGUCUGGGAUACGAGCAAGUUGAACAGCUUGUGGAAGACAGGUGAUCCUAACCCGUAUGUGUGGAGUUUCGAGGGAACCGGUGCUGGCACCCACGCCGAUUACAUGUUCGGCUGGAAGGGAGACGCGCUUCAGCGUGCCAUGAACAAAUCCGAAUGCUUUUAUGAUGGCUGCGGCUCCAUCACAAAGCAGCCUAUGGCUACUGCCAAUCAGUGUAGCAUCCAGAACACAGUCACGGAGAAGACUGAGGGAUGGCUCCCAGCGCUGCCGGGUAUGGCAUAG